AUGGAGGUGGACUCUGCUGAGAAACGCCUGAGGACGCGAUCCAAAGGAGCUUCUGCCCAGGAUAUCUUCAGCUGCCCCACACCUGGUUGUGAUGGAGGAGGGCACGUGAGUGGGAAAUAUGCCCGGCACCGCAGUGUGUACGGUUGUCCUCUGGCUAAGAAGCGGAAGAGCCAAGAGAGGACCUCCCUGGAGCCAGUGACCAAGCGGCCGGACCUCCACUACAGCCGACCAAUGGAGGAGGGGAACCAGGGGGAACUCGACGAGGAAGAGGAGGAGGAGGAAGAAGAGGAGGAAGUAGAGAGAGAAGAGGGACAGGAAGGGGAAGCUGAUGACGAGGAGGAGUUCUCCGAGGAAGAGACAGGGGAGAUGGAGGAGGAGGAGGAAGAGGAAGGCGACGAAGAGUAUGAGGAUGGAGAGAUCGAGGGAGAGCUGGAGGGAGAGGUGGAGGGAGAGGUAGAGGGAGAAGAGGUGGAGCAGAUGGAGGAUGAUGAGGACGAUCAGGAGGACGAUGACAACAGCGAUGAGGAAGAGGACGAGAACGAGGAAGAUGAUGACGAGCAUGAGGAGGAUGAAGAGUUCGGUGAUCAAGGUCACACACAAGAGAACUGUUACACAAAUGGCGGACAAUCACACGGAGAGAAAGCCGUGGACACCAACAACAACAACAACAGCGGCGGCGGCGGUGGUGGUGGUGGAGGGCCCGGCCCUAACCCGGCCACCGGCGAGGAGUACGAGAACUACGACGAGCUGGUGGCCAAGUCGCUGCUCAACCUGGGCAAGAUCGCCGAGGACGCCGCCUACCAGGCCAUGACCGAGUCGGAGAUGAACAGCAACUCCUCCAACAGCGCCGAGGAGGACGACGAAGACCACGACGACGACGACGAUGACGACGACGACGAUGACGACGAGGCGGGCGGCGGUGGCCGUAAGAACGGCGCCCUCAGCGUGGACCUGGACAGCGACGUGGUGCGCGAGACGGUGGACUCCCUCAAGCUGCUGGCCCAGGGCCACGGGGCCGUGCUCCCCGAGGAGGGCUACCCGCACGCGGCCACCGCAGGAGACGGGGGUGGGGGUGGCGCUGGAGGAGGUGGAGGUGGCGGGCCUGCAGGGGAGGAGACCCAGGAGGAGGAGUGCCUGAGCAGCCUGGAGUGCUUGCGUAACCAGUGCUACGACCUGGCGAGCAAGCUGAGUGAAUCGCAGCUCCCUGCGCCCGACCACGCCUCACUCCCGCAGCAUCAGCACCAGCAGCAGCCGCAUCAUCACCAUCAGCAUCCGCACCAGCACCACCAGCAGCACCAGCAGCACCAGCAGCACCAGCCGCAGCAGCAGCACCAGCCCCUGGAGCGCAGCUACUCGGACAUGGUGAACCUGCUGAAGCUGGAGGAGCAGCUGAGCCCCGUGUCCCACAGCAGCGGAGGAGGAGGAGGCGGCUACGGGACGGCGGUGCCGGGGCCUCCGCCCGACGAGGACACCACCUCGGUGACGUCGGAGCGCUCGGACGAGGCCUACGACAUCACCAAGGGCAACCUGACGCUGCUGGAGAAGGCCAUCGCGCUGGAGUCGGAGCGCGCCAAGGUGAUGCGCGACCGCUCGGCCUCGGAGCAGGGGCCUCUGGGGCGCAAGGACAACCACCACCACCACCACCACCACCACCAUCACCACCACCACCGCGGGCACGGGCACGGGCACGGGCACGGAGAACACAGCCCCAGGCAGAGCAGCGGGGCGGAGGAGAGGAGGGCACGCAUGCACCAUGAGGGCGCCAAGAGGGCCUACUACAGCAAAGACUCCUCCAGAGGCGAGAAGAAGGAGAGCAAGUGUCCGACUCCAGGGUGUGACGGGACAGGUCAUGUGACCGGGCUGUACCCGCAUCACCGCAGCCUGUCCGGGUGCCCACACAAGGACCGCGUGCCACCAGAGAUUCUCGCUAUGCACGAGAACGUUCUAAAGUGCCCCACGCCUGGCUGCUCUGGGCGGGGCCACGUUAAUAGCAACAGGAACUCGCACCGCAGUCUCUCGGGAUGCCCCAUUGCUGCUGCGGAGAAGAUGGCCAAGGUCCAGGAGAAGCACCAGGUCAGCGACGGGUCCAAGAGCAGCCAGUCGUCUGACCGUGUGCUCAGGCCUAUGUGCUUUGUGAAACAGCUGGAGAUCCCUCAGUACGGUUACAAAACUAACGUCUCCACUAGCACGCCCCGCUCCAACCUGGCCAAGGAGCUGGAGAAGUACUCCAAGACCAACUUCGACUACGCACCGGGCUACGACGCCCAGCAGCACCCCUACGGCAAGAGAGCCCUGGCGCCCAAGACCCACGGCCGCGACACCUCUCCCAAGGGAUACGACGCCAAGCGCUACUGUAAGACGGCCAGUCCAGCGAGCAGCACGAGCAGCAGCUACGCUCCCAGCAGCAGCAGCAGCAGCAGUGGCGGAGGAGGAGGAGGAGGAGGAGGAGGAGGAGGAGGGCUGGGCUGGGGCGAUGGCAGCAGUGCCAGCAGCACCUGCAGCAAGAGCAGCUUCGACUACACGCACGACAUGGAGGCGGCGCACAUGGCCGCUACCGCCAUCCUCAACCUGUCCACGCGCUGCCGCCAGAUGCCCCAGGGCCCGCAGGACAUGCUCCCGCAGAGCCCUGAUGAUGAUGAUGUGGGUGGUGGUGGUGAUGACCAGCGGCGGGGUUCUGGGGGCGAGGGUGGAGGCGGUGAGGCCACGGUGCUGACGCCCCUGGAGCCCAUGUCGCCCCAUCGCCAGGCCCUGCUCAACAGCCGCGGAUACCAGAUGGGCACGGCCGACUGCUGGGACCUCCCACUGGACUACACCAAGCUCAAGCACCUGGACCAGGACGGACACAAGGAGCCCGAUGACCUUGACCCUUUCCAAGACCUCCUGGACGAGCCCCAAUAUCCUGGCGAGGUGACCAUGCCCAGUCCCAAACACAAAUACAACCCCUGCAAGGAGGCCAAGAAAGAGAUUAUCACGCUCUCCAGCUGCCAGCUGGCUGACAAAGGCAUCCGGGGAGUGAUGUCUGCAUCCAACUCACAAGAUCUGAAGUGCCCCACUCCUGGCUGUGACGGCUCGGGCCACAUCACGGGAAACUAUGCCUCUCACAGGAGUCUGUCGGGCUGCCCCAGAGCAAAGAAAAGUGGUAUCAAGAUUCUGCACAGCAAAGAAGACAAGGACGACCAGGAGCCAAUCAGGUGUCCAGUCCCUGGGUGUGAUGGGCAAGGUCACGUGACUGGGAAGUACGCCUCGCACCGCAGUGCCUCGGGAUGCCCCCUGGCGGCCAAGCGGCAGAAGGACGGACUGGUGAACGGCGCCCAGUUCGCCUGGAAGUCUGGGAAGACAGACGGCAUGUCCUGCCCCACUCCGGGCUGCGACGGCUCUGGGCAUGUCAGUGGGAGCUUCCUGACACACCGGAGUCUGUCAGGCUGUCCACGUGCCUCAUCAGCAAUGAAGAAGGCUCGCAUGACUGGGGUAGAAAUGCUGACGCUCAAACAAAGGCCCAGUAAAGGAAUAGAGAAUGACGAAGAGAUCAAGCAGCUGGAUGAAGAAAUCAAAGAUCUGAACGAGUCCAAUCAUCAAGUGGAGUCAGACAUGAUUAAACUGAGGACACAGAUCACCACCAUGGAGACCAACCUGAAGUCCAUCGAGGAGGAGAACAAGGCCAUCGAGCAGCAGAACGACUCCCUGCUCCACGAGCUGGCCAACCUCAGCCAGUCGCUCAUCAACAGCCUCGCCAACAUCCAGCUGCCACACAUGACCACGCUGCCCCAGAAAGAUGUGCCUGUUAGACAUAGCUGCUGUUUACAGAUGGCCCAAAGAGAGCCUAUGAACGAGCAGAACUUUGACACGUACGUGGACACCCUGACGGACAUGUACACACACCAGGACCAGUACCAGAGCCCGGAGAACAAAGCGCUUCUGGAGAACAUCAAGCAGGCCGUGCAGGGCAUCCACGUGUAAGGGCAGGGGGCGGGAGGGUGUCCUC
Molecule: messenger RNA, 3982 nt
Organism: Sardina pilchardus (European sardine)
Lineage: Eukaryota; Metazoa; Chordata; Actinopteri; Clupeiformes; Clupeidae
Product: myelin transcription factor 1-like protein
Exons: 23
Coding region: 1-3957 (1318 amino acids)
Biological process (GO): regulation of transcription by RNA polymerase II
Cellular component (GO): nucleus
Molecular function (GO): RNA polymerase II cis-regulatory region sequence-specific DNA binding; DNA-binding transcription factor activity, RNA polymerase II-specific; zinc ion binding
Source: RefSeq, a predicted model, not a curated record